UAAUUUUAUAACUUUCACUUGUGUUGUUUUUCCCAAUGAACGAUGAAAAAAUUACCGUACAGAUUCUGGAUAGCAGUGAUGAUAUUUUUCGGAGCGUACACAAACUUCGCGCUAAGAGUGAACGUAGUGUUGAGCAUACAAGCGAUGACGAAACCAAUAGCAGCACCUAAUUUUGAUGCCGUACCGGAGUGUUUGCUAUCAAAAUCGAACGAGAGUAAUACAAAAGAAGAAGUCAACCUCCCCAACUAUGGUACCCGCUUCGAUUGGAGCCAAUUGAUCAUCGGCCACUCGUUGAACAGCUACUUUUGGGGAUAUUUGGUGGGCUCUUUGCCGAGCGGUGCAAUAGCCGAGAGAAUCGGCCCGUUCAAAGUCAUUUUCUGGUUCUCCCUGAUCUCGGCCGUUUUGAACGCUCUAUGCGUACCGGCUGCAUAUUUACACCAUAAUUUAUUCAUCAUCAUAAGAUUCAUGAUCGGAGUGCUAGGUACUUUUAUGUUCCCCUCUUUUCACAUAUUGAUAGCGAAAUGGUCGCCGCCACUAGAAAGAUGCCGGUUUACAUCGGCAAUGAUGGGCAAUGGACUGGCUGUUGUAACCAAUUGGCCGAUCAUAUCGGCGUUGACGGUUAAUUUCGGUUGGAGUUGGGGUUUCUACAUCGUCUCGUUCCAAUUAUUAUUGUACUGUUUGGUAUUCUGGUUCCUUUGCAGCGAUCUGCCGGAACAGAAUCGCUUGGUUUCCUCCGAUGAGGUCGCCUACAUCAAGUCAAGUCAAAUGAAUAGCGUGUCGCGAAAAAAGCAGUGGGCUCCUUACUUAAGCAUAAUUAGCAGUCGAUCGUUUUGGAUACUGACCAUAUGCCACAUGGGCUGCUUGUACGGUUUCUACAUAGAGAUAACCAGCUUACCGAAGUACAUGGCGGAAGUGAUUGGAUACAAUUUAAACACCUUAUCGGGACCCAUCGGCGUGUUCCCACAUUUGUUUCGGAUCAUCGUGGCUAUUGUGAGCGCUUCCAUAGCCGAUUGGAUGGCUGUAAAGGGCUUUGCGACGGUUAAGGGUCUGCGAAGGGUGUUUACCAUUUUCUCGCACAUCCUUCCUGGUUUAAUGACCAUCGGAUUUGCCAUAAGUUAUUGUAACGUCGUCGCAGUGAUCUUCAUAUUAGUCGGUUUGGGCAUAAAUGGUACUUGCGUCAUGACAAAUUUGGUAAACGUGCAGGAUCUGGCGCCGAAUUUCGCCGGAACCUUGUUCGGUUUUAUUAGUUUCUUCGGUGGAAUUACCGGGAUUUUGGUGCCCAUGCUGCAGGCGUUCUUUAUCAGGAAUAACAAUGGGCUAAAGGAAUGGAGUCGCUAUUUUUACUCAGGGGGUGUAUUUUACAUUUUAAGCGGUACCCUUUUUAUUGUAUCCGGUGUUUUUGAAGAAGAGCCGUGGAAUGCUAUUCAUGAAUGAUAAAUGACUAUAUCUAGACAUUCUAG
Molecule: messenger RNA, 1460 nt
Organism: Phyllotreta striolata
Lineage: Eukaryota; Metazoa; Arthropoda; Insecta; Coleoptera; Chrysomelidae
Source: the annotation of a GenBank genome assembly